Messenger RNA from Fimicolochytrium jonesii, 2057 nucleotides. Its product is annotated as Alpha/Beta hydrolase protein. The record is from RefSeq and is a predicted model, not a curated record. The coding region runs from base 244 to 1830 and encodes 528 amino acids. The transcript has 6 exons. NCBI's taxonomy places the organism in Eukaryota, Fungi, Chytridiomycota, Chytridiomycetes, Spizellomycetales, Powellomycetaceae.
GGGGAAAGCCGCGAGAGAAAACGGGCUCAAAUUUGUCGCCAGUAGCGGCCCACUUCCAACGGGCAAGCCUCGUUUGACAGCACCCCCCCUGGACAUCCCCAGACAUCAUUCCCAAACUCACUCCCCAUCAGACCUCCUAAAAAGAGCGAGGGAGAGGUCAUCCGUCCGUCCCUCUCUUCCGUCUGCGCUCAUACAUAUCUAGAUCAUCACGUCCCAUCAUACCCCAUAAUAUCGACUCCCACAAUGUCCUCCUCCUCACCAACGUCAACCCUCCGCCUCUACGCCAGCCUAGCAGUCUAUGCCGCCGCCGUCUUCCUCCCGGGCGCACUCGCGGUCCUGUCGCAGGUCCCGCCAAGUGCAAAGACGACUCGGAAGUGGAGGUUGAAUGUCAUGAUUUUGUCGAGUGUUAUGACAGAGAUGCCCCAAAUCUUCCUCCUCCUCAAACUCUUUAUCAUCAUCUUCGCCUCCGGCGCCGGGAUCUUUGACGCCUACCCCGCUGGCCACAGCGGAUCAUGGUGCUUCUGCCUGGGUUCGAUCGCCCACGCGCUGUACUAUCUUGAUGUAGCGGUGUGUCUGGGCAUCUGGGCGCUGUUUCUGCAGUCGUAUUUUGCGCGCUUUAUUGUGGAGGAGAAUACGAAGCAGUAUAGGGCUCUGGAUUCCAAUGAUCCGCCGGGGUUCUUUCACCUCGGAUUCUGGUUCCGUCUGCUCAACCCCUUCUGGAGCGCCAGGGGCGUGCUCGUCCACCCUGACAUCUGCUAUGCCACGAACGAGGAACUGAAGGCGUCGGACAACCCUGCCGCCGAACUGUACCUGUCCCUCGAUGUUCACAUGCACCCAAGCUACCCUCGAAACAGGCCCGUUCUGAUCUACAUCCACGGCGGCUCCUGGUCCACCGGCGACAAAACCAUCACCCCACCCUUCGUCUCCUACAUGGCGCUCAAACGCUGGGUCGUCGUCAGCGUCAACUACCGCCUCUACCCGCACUCCAAGUAUCCCACGCACCUCAUCGACGUUAAGCGCGCCAUCCGCUGGGUCCGCCAACAUAUCGCCCGCUACGGCGGCGACCCCUCCUUCAUCGCCAUCUCCGGCAACGCCGCGGGCGGCCACCUGGCCUCCAUGGCGGCGCUCACCCCUAACGACCCGCUUUACCAACCGGGCUUUGAGGACGUGGACACGACCGUGCAGGCCUGCGUGCUCACCAACGCCGUGGUGGAUCUCACCAACCAUAAGCGGUUCUGGCGGUACAGGUUCCAGGAAUGGUUCUCGCAGUACAUUGCGGGGUUCGGGAAGAAUGGGUAUGCUGCCCAUGAAGAGUUUUUGAAGGCUUCGAGCCCUGUCUUGCUGUUGAAGCAGAUCGAGGCGCUCAGGAGGAAAUCGGCGGGUGUCACCGCGCAGGUUACUGAGUCACAUGAGCCGGCACAUGGGGAGGGGUUGAAGGAGGCGAGGAUCAAAGCUGAGGCGCCGGUUGUGGCUGCUGCUGAGGUUGCUGGUGAGGAGGAAGCGGGAAAGAAGCCGAGGGCGAUGACGGGGGCGGAGGAGUUGCCGCCGUUCUUGAUCUUCCACGGCCGCGCCGACCACCUCGUCCCCUUCCGCUCCGUCCGCGAUUUCGUCCAAAGCUUCAAAAAGGUCUCCAAGUCACCUAUCUGCUACAUCGAGUUCCCGUGCGCAAACCACAUGUUCGACAUCCUCUCCUCCCCCCGUUCCCACUACAUGGCCUACGGCAUCGACCGCUUCCUUGGGCGAAUGUACGAGCGGCAUGGGACCAAACCGGCCCUGCAGGUGCCGUUGAGGAGGAAGCCGACUUUGAGGGCUCUCAAUGAGGGACGGUGAUGGGAUGCUUCACAUAUGAGAUGGACUGGGUGGAACAUCAUGACGGGCGCUUUUCUUAAUAAUAGUGUUGUAGACCCACCCUCCUUUUGUCGUUUGUUUAGUUUACAUUAGCCUUUGAUGGGUUUAGAGGCCUCAUUUUCGAAUCAUGGUAUACAUGUACGCAUGCAGAGAAUUGGCGGAUGGAGUUGUUGGCUCGUUCGUUCUUCUGAUCAGAGUUCUUCGCUAGU